AUGGCAUCAAAUCAUUUCUCAAACUCUGAAGGAAUAUAUAACAUUUUUCAUCAACCUGCUCUCAUCAUUGCCGGAUGUUCGGUGUUUGUAGCUCUUGUGCUCUCCAUUUUUCUCAUUUUUCAACAUCUUCGAUCGUAUACCAAUCCUUCGGAACAAAAAUGGAUUGUUGCUAUCAUUUCUAUGGUCCCAGUCUAUGCUACCGAGUCUAUAAUUUCUUUGUGGAAUCCAAACUUAUCUUUAGCAUGUGACAUUUUAAGAAACUACUAUGAAGCCUUUGCUCUAUAUUCUUUUGGCAGAUAUCUCAUCGCAUGUCUUGGUGGUGAAGGAAAGGUUGUAGAACUACUUGAAGAUGAAUCUGAAGAAAACAUCAAAAAGCCCUUAUUGCACGACUCCGAUGAGAAUAAUGGCACAGAACAAAGAUCAUUUUGCAACUUCUUUUGGCAUCCAUGCAGGCUUGGAAAAGAUCUUCUUGCUAUCGAAAAAUUUGGUCUUGUCCAAUAUAUGAUCCUAAAGACUGUUUGUGCAUUCUUAGCAAUGAUACUGGAACUUUUUGGUGUUUAUGGUGACGGGGAAUUCAAAUGGUAUUACGGGUAUCCAUAUAUGGCUGUAGUAUUGAACUUCAGCCAGAUGUGGGCAUUAUAUUGCCUUGUGCAGUUCUAUAAUGUUACUCAUGAGAGACUUCAACCGAUAAAGCCACUUGCAAAGUUCGUCAGCUUCAAGGCUAUAGUAUUUGCUACUUGGUGGCAAGGUCUCGGUAUUGCGCUAUUGUGUACGUUUAGAGUGCUACCAAAUGACGGAAAAUUACAAACCGGACUGCAGGACUUCUUAAUCUGUAUAGAGAUGGCCAUUGCAGCUGUUGCUCAUGUAUUUGUAUUUUCCGCAAAACCGUAUCAUUUUCUUCCCGCUUCUCCUGGAAAAGUCAAGAAGGAAACUAUAGAAGCGAAAUUGGAUAUAGAUGAAGGGGGAGAGCAUAAACCAGCUGUGCUUAAAGAGACGACGACUCAAGUGGAGGCUCCAAGAACAAGUGUCAAAGAGAGCGUCCAGGAUAUAGUUGUUGGCGGUGGACAACGAGUUGUCAAGGAUGUUGUACUGACGAUAAAUCAAGCAAUAGGGCCGGUUGAAAAGGGAGUGACUAAAAUUCAGCAGACUUUACAUCACAAAAAAGUGGUUUCAUCAGAUGAAGAGGAAGAAGAAACAGAUAUGGAAAUUGAGACUAAUGUCACAAAAUCUCAGUGA
Messenger RNA from Trifolium pratense (red clover), 1236 nucleotides. Its product is annotated as protein LAZ1 homolog 2. Gene Ontology annotation, biological process: transport. Lineage: Eukaryota; Viridiplantae; Streptophyta; Magnoliopsida; Fabales; Fabaceae. The transcript has 8 exons. Gene Ontology annotation, molecular function: transporter activity. The coding region runs from base 1 to 1236 and encodes 411 amino acids. The record is from RefSeq and is a predicted model, not a curated record.